Molecule: messenger RNA, 510 nt
Organism: Aegilops tauschii subsp. strangulata
Lineage: Eukaryota; Viridiplantae; Streptophyta; Magnoliopsida; Poales; Poaceae
Source: RefSeq, a predicted model, not a curated record
AUGCCCAACUGUCACCCUGUUGCUACUCCUGUUGACACGAAGGCCAAGGUUUCUGCUCUGGAGGGCUCGCCAGCGUCGGAUGCUCCCUUCUACCGGUCCAUUGUCGGUGCUCUUCAGUAUCUGACUCUCACCCGAUCGGAUCUACAGUAUGUUGUUCAGCAGCGGAUCCUCCAUUACAUUCGCGGCACGAUGACUCUUGGUCUUACCCUCACGGUGUCUACUUCUCUAGAGAUGGUGGUCUACUCCGGCGCGGACUGGGCUGGCUGCCCCGACACCCGUCAGUCCACCUCUGGCUACUGCGUUUACCUCGGUCCUUCACUCGUCUCGUGGUCGUCCAAGCGACAACCCAUGGUUUCGCAGUCCAGCGCGGAGGCUGAGUACCGAGCUGUGGCUAACGCUGUUGCCGAGUGCACGUGGCUACGACAGUUACUUCAGGGCUACGGUGGUCUACUGCGACAACGUCUCUGCGGUGUACCUCUCCGCCAACCCCGUUCAUCAUCGCCGGACUAA